UGGUGUCGUGUCGUUUUGCAGUGCAGUGACUAAACAAUAAUAAAAUAAGAAAGAAUAUUCAAUUAAUUGAGUAUAUAAUUGGUCAAAUGGUGACACGUAUGCGAUGACAUCAUUUUAACUCAUUACCAAUAGUGUUUGUACAAGUAAGCGGUGUAAACUUAAAUAUAAAAAGUGCAUACGAACUCGAUAUCCUACAUUUGUUUAUUUUACCCAGAAAACUACAUAAAAAUUUAUAAAAAUGACUGAAUUUAAUGAGUUCUACUACGGAAUACCAUUCUUUACACGAUAUUGGUUGACUGCCACUGUAGUGAUCAGUAUUUUAGCUAAAUUCGGUUUCUUCAAUCCAUUACAUUUGAUUUUAUUAUGGACGCCGUUCUAUUCCGAGUUCCAAAUAUGGCGCCCUCUUACAGCUCUAUUCUACUUCCCUCCGAGCUUCCCGUUCCUUGUGAACUGCUACUUCCUGUACAGCUACUCAGAGCGACUGGAGACGGGCAUGUUCGCCGGCAAACCCGCCGACUACUUUACCAUGCUAGUGUUCAACUGGCUGGUGUGUGUGGUUAUUGGAUUCUUGAUUAAUAUGCCGCUAUUAAUGAUCCCGAUGGUGAUCUCAGUGCUGUACGUGUGGUGCCAGCUGAACAAGGACGUAAUAGUCACCUUCUGGUUCGGGACGCGGUUCCGCGCCAUGUACCUGCCGUGGGUGCUGUUCGCGUUCAACCUUAUUGUCAGUGGAGGUGGAAUCGCCGAAUUCAUCGGUAUCCUGGUGGGCCACCUGGCCUUCUUCCUACUCUUUAAGUAUCCUCAGGAGUUCGGCGGACCCACGCUGCUCUCACCACCAGCUAUUGUACGGAAAUGGUUCCCCAACUCGCGGACGACGGUGACCGGAUUCGGGCGCCCCGAGCAGGCGCGCGCGCGCAGCCCCGCGCGGGGCCAGCGCAACUGGGGCACGGGGUACACGCUCGGGGGAAACUGACUACGAUUGGCCGUUUACCCUUGUUGAUCUAA
Molecule: messenger RNA, 1002 nt
Organism: Cydia strobilella
Lineage: Eukaryota; Metazoa; Arthropoda; Insecta; Lepidoptera; Tortricidae
Product: derlin-1-like
Exons: 5
Coding region: 239-970 (243 amino acids)
Biological process (GO): endoplasmic reticulum unfolded protein response
Cellular component (GO): endoplasmic reticulum membrane; Hrd1p ubiquitin ligase ERAD-L complex
Molecular function (GO): ubiquitin-specific protease binding; misfolded protein binding
Source: RefSeq, a predicted model, not a curated record